AUGUCGUCGCCCGCUCGCAAGAAGCGUGCCGAUACAGGUUCGGCUCUUUCAUUACCAGCGCCCGUGGCCGCGGAGAGCGGUCUUCUCCCACCAGAGCAUUGGUCACAACUACCAGAGGAAGAAAACGCGCCAGGCGAUGAAGACUCAGCUGUUCUUGACAAUGCGAGCUCAACAGCUUCUUUGACAUCCAGUAUUCUUCAGUAUCGAACUAUCAAUGGGAGGGCAUAUCAGAGUGAACGGGGGAAUCCCGAGUACUGGGGACCCAUCGAUGACACCGGCCAAGAGGCAAUGGACAUCAACCACCAUGUACUCACUCUCUUACUGGGCGAUAAGCUUUAUCUAGCACCAGUCCCAGACGGCAUUCAGACUGCUGUAGACAUUGGAACGGGAACUGGGAUCUGGGCCAUGGAGUUCGCAGAUAAGUUUCCGAAUGCUUCCGUAAUCGGGACGGAUCUUGCACCAAUUCAGCCUGGUUGGAUCCCACCCAAUCUGGAAUUCCAAAUUGAAGACUGUACCCAAGAAUGGACCUUCCAGCCUAACACCUUCGACUACAUCCAUAUGCGAUGGCUCGUCGGCAGCAUCGCAGAUUGGAAGUCUCUGUUCAAGGAAGCUUAUAAGUGCCUCAAACCAGGGGGUUAUAUCGAGAGCUACGAGCCAUCAUCACGCGUCGAAAGCGACGACGGUACAGUUCGGCCAGGCAGUGCGUUAAGCCAAUGGGAGAGGUUCUUCGUGGAAGGCGGACGCAAGAUAGGACGACCUUUUACGAUUUUCGAGGAGAACAUCCAGAGGGAAGCAAUGAGAGAAGCAGGAUUUAUGGACAUAGAGGAGCGUGACUUCAAGAAUCCUGUGGGAGGAUGGCCAAAAGAUCCGAAAUACCGAAGUGUAGGGCAAUUUAUGCAGGCUGCCUUCGAACAAGACGCUCAGGGAACAGUUCUUCAUAUGGCUACUGCGCUGGGAUGGACUGAGGAAGAAAUCACUGUCUUCAUCUCUCACUUUAGACGCGAGAUUCGAUCACCUAAGAUCCAUUCGUAUUUCAGACAGAAGGUUGUUUGGGGACGGAAGCCUCUUUGA
This is a messenger RNA of Fusarium proliferatum ET1, 1071 nucleotides long. RefSeq lists its product as uncharacterized. Gene Ontology annotation, molecular function: methyltransferase activity. The coding region runs from base 1 to 1071 and encodes 356 amino acids. The transcript has 9 exons. The record is from RefSeq and is a predicted model, not a curated record. Lineage: Eukaryota; Fungi; Ascomycota; Sordariomycetes; Hypocreales; Nectriaceae.